AUGGCCAUGGGAAUGUGUGAAGGAGAGGAGCGUAUGGGUUUGGGUUUGGGUUCUUCUUCUUCUUCUUGUUCUUCGAAUACUAGUGCGUAUCAUUCUUCAGUUUCAUCAUCAGCUGCUACACCCAUCGGCUCCUCUAAUAUUGGUUUUCAGUUGUUGAAGAAGCACGGAUGGAAAGAAGGAACCGGCCUUGGUGUUUGUGAACAGGGGAUGGCCAUGGGAAUGUGUGAAGGAGAGGAGCGUAUGGGUUUGGGUUUGGGUUCUUCUUCUUCUUCUUGUUCUUCGAAUACUAGUGCGUAUCAUUCUUCAGUUUCAUCAUCAGCUGCUACACCCAUCGGCUCCUCUAAUAUUGGUUUUCAGUUGUUGAAGAAGCACGGAUGGAAAGAAGGAACCGGCCUUGGUGUUUGUGAACAGGUUGGCUGUUUCUAUUCUCUUUAUUUGUAA
Ilex paraguariensis (yerba mate) is the source of this 441-nucleotide messenger RNA. The record is from the annotation of a GenBank genome assembly. Lineage: Eukaryota; Viridiplantae; Streptophyta; Magnoliopsida; Aquifoliales; Aquifoliaceae.